Molecule: messenger RNA, 8915 nt
Organism: Colius striatus (speckled mousebird)
Lineage: Eukaryota; Metazoa; Chordata; Aves; Coliiformes; Coliidae
Gene: VCPIP1
Product: valosin containing protein interacting protein 1
Exons: 3
Coding region: 141-3806 (1221 amino acids)
Biological process (GO): protein ubiquitination; Golgi reassembly; protein K11-linked deubiquitination
Molecular function (GO): cysteine-type deubiquitinase activity
Source: RefSeq, a predicted model, not a curated record
UCGGUGGAUGGGCGGUCGGCGGCCGGCACCGGUGGCGGCGGCGGCAUCUUUCGGGCGCCGGUCGUUAGCUGGGGCGCAGGGGAUGAGCCUGUGAGGGCGGAGGAGCGCGGGUGGGGGUGCAGCCCGGCCGGAGCAGAACGAUGUCCCAGCCUCAGCAGCAACAACAACCGCCGCCACCGCCGCCGCCGUCUCCCCAGCAGCAGCCGCAGCCGCCGCCUCCGGCCGCCUCCAAGAAGCGGGACCGGCGCAUCUUCUCGGGCACCUGCCCCGACCCCAAAUGCCAGGCGCGGCUCUUCUUCCCGGCCCACGGGCCGCAGAGCGGCGGCAGCAUCGAGUGCACGGACUGCGGGCAGCGCCACGAGCAGCGGCAGCUGCUGGCCGUGGAGGAGGUGACGGACCCCGACCUGGUGCUGCACAACCUCCUGCGAAACGCGCUGCUGGGCGUCAGCGGUGCUGGGCCGCCCCGCAGGAACACCGAGCUCGUUAAAGUCAUGGGCCUCUCCAACUACCACUGCAAGCUCCUGGCCCCCAUCCUGGCCCGCUACGGUAUGGACAAGCAGACUGGUAAAGCCAAGCUCCUGACAGAGAUGAACCAGGGAGACAUCUUUGACUGCUCCCUCCUGGGUGACCGCGCCUUCCUCAUUGAGCCAGAGCAUGUUGAGACCAUUGGUUACGGAAAGGACCGCUCUGGCAGCCUCAUCUACUUGCACGACACCCUGGAAGACAUCAAGAAGGCCAACAACAGUCAGGAGUGCCUCAUUCCUGUCCAUGUGGAUGGAGAUGGCCACUGCCUUGUCCAUGCUGUCUCACGGGCACUUGUUGGCAGGGAACUGUUCUGGCAUGCUCUGCGAGAGAAUCUAAAGAAGCAUUUUGAAGAGAAUCUAAGUCACUACAAGGCGCUUUUCCAUGACUUUAUUGAUGCAGUGGAGUGGGAGGACAUUAUCAAUGAGUGUGACCCUUUGUUUGUUCCUCCAGAAGGUGUGCCAAUGGGCCUUAGGAAUAUUCACAUCUUUGGUCUGGCCAAUGUUCUUCACCGGCCUAUCAUCCUAUUGGACUCUUUGAGUGGAAUGCGAAGCUCUGGAGAUUAUUCAGCAACGUUCCUCCCUGGUCUGAUACCCCUAGAAAAAUGCAUGGGAAAAGAUGGGAUGUUGAACAAGCCAAUCUGCAUUGCAUGGAGUAGCUCAGGACGCAACCAUUAUAUUCCUCUAGUUGGAAUAAAAGGUGCUGCUUUACCUAAACUGCCUAGGAAGCUACUUCCGAAAGCCUGGGGAGUUCCUCAAGACCUCAUAAAAAAGUAUAUCAAGUUAGAGGAGGACGGUGGCUGUAUUAUUGGAGGAGACAGAAGUUUGCAAGAUAAGUACUUGAUGAGGCUUGUUGCUGCAAUGGAGGAGGUUUUCAUGAGUAAACAUGGUAUUCAUCCCAGUCUUGUAGCUGAUGUACAUCAGUAUUUCUACAGGAGGACUGGUGUCAUAGGAGUCCAGCCUGAAGAAGUCACUGCAGCUGCCAAAAAAGCAGUGAUGGACAGCCGCCUGCACAGAUGCCUCAUCUGCGGGGCUCUUUCAGAGCAUCACGUUCCUCCAGAGUGGCUGGCUCCUGGGGGGAAGCUAUACAACCUGGCAAAAAGCACUCAUGGCCAGCUAAGGCCUGACAAAAACUACAGUUUUCCCCUGAACAAUUUGGUGUGUUCUUACAACCCCACAAAGGAUGUGCUGGUACCAGACUAUAGCCUGAGUAGUUUGACUGCUUGUAACUGGUGUCAUAGCAACUUAGUGCGUCGUGUCAGAGAGGAUGGAUCUGUCUCAUAUUUGGAUGGAGAUAGAACUAAUACUAGGUCUCCAGGUGGCAAGUGUGGCUGUGGAUUCAAGCACUACUGGGAAGGUAAAGAAUAUGAUAAUCUUCCUGAAGCUUUUCCUAUUACUCUUGAGUGGGGUGGAAGAGUGGUGAGAGAGACAGUCUACUGGUUCCAGUAUGAAAGUGACACAUCUCUGAACAGCAAUGUGUAUGACGUUGCCAUGAAACUUGUUACCAAGCAUUUUCCUGGUGAAUUUGGUAGUGAGAUUCUUGUCCAGAAAGUUGUCAACACAAUAUUGCAUCAAACAGCCAAAAAGAACCCUGAUGAUUAUACCCCUGUAAAUAUUGAUGGUGCUCACGCCCAAAGAGCUGAUGAUGUACAGCAAGCACAAGAGUUAGAGUCGCAACUUCCAACCAAAAUUAUUCUGACCGGACAGAAGACAAAAACUUUGCACAAGGAGGAGCUGAAUAUGAGCAAAGCUGAAAGAACUAUUCAGCAGAACAUUGCAGACCAGGCUUCCGUAAUGCAAAAACGGAAAAGUGAAAAACUGAAACAAGAGCAUAAAGGGCAACCUAGGACUGCUUCUCCCGGCACGGUUCGUGAUGGGCCAUCAUCUGCACCUGCCACACCAACAAAAACCCCAUAUUCUCCAACAUCUACAAAAGAAAAGAAAAUUCGAAUAACCACAAAUGAUGGGAGGCAGUCAAUGCUCACCCUGAAGUGCACUACCACCUUCUUGGAACUACAGGAAAGCAUAGCUAGAGAAUUUAAUAUUCCUCCGUAUUUGCAGUGUAUUCGCUAUGGCUUUCCUCCUAAAGAGCUUCUGCCUCCCAAAGAGGGCAUGGAAAAUGAGCCUGUUCCUUUGCAGCAUGGUGACAGGAUUGCAAUAGAAAUCCUGAAAGGUAAAGAGGAAGGCAGACAGUCUGCUUCAGCACACUCGGCCCAUACCGUGAAGCAUGAAGACAUCGGUGUGACGAGUAAAAUCUCAUCGAAGGAACUGCAAGAGCAAGUCGAUAAGGAGAUGUAUUCUCUCUGUCUUCUAGCAACACUAAUGGGAGAAGAUGUUUGGUCUUACGCAAAGGGGCUUCCUCAAUUGUUUCAGCAAGGUGGCGUAUUCUACAGCAUAAUGAAGAAAACCACGGGUUUGGCUGAUGGCAAACAUUGUACUUUUCCACAUCUGCCUGGUAAGAGCUUUGUGUACAAUGCAGCAGAAGACAGAUUAGAGCUGUGUGUAGAUGCUGCUGGGCACUUUCCUAUCGGUCCCGAUGUUGAAGAGUUGGUUAAAGAGGCCCUAAGUCAAGUGCGAGCAGAAGCGACUUCAAGAAGCAGAGAAGCAAGUCCUUCACAUGGAAUGCUGAAGCUGGGUAGUGGUGGAGUAGUGAAAAAGAAAUCCGAACAACUACAUAAUGUAACUGCAUUUCAAGGAAAGGGCCAUUCCUUAGGAACUGCAUCUAGUAGUCAACAACAUGAUCAAAGAGCCAGGGAAACACCACUUCUAAGAAAGCAUAGCACAGAAACGGACUUCAGUCCUUCUGCUAAAAUUGAGCCUUCUGUAUUCACAGCUGCUUCUGGUAACAGUGAGCUUAUCCGAAUUGCUCCGGGAGUUGUCACAAUGAGAGACAGCAGGCAGCUUGACCCCACUUUGAUUGAGGCACAGAGAAAAAAGUUGCAGGAAAUGGUCUCUUCUAUUCAGGCUUCAAUGGAUAGACAUUUGCGGGAUCAGAAUACAGAGCAGUCAGCUUCAGUUGAUGUAUCUCAAAGAAAAGUAGAGGCAGUGAGUUCAACUGCUAAAACUGGGAGCUUUCAGGCUGGCUUACCCGAAUCGUUUUCUGCACCAGGUGGUACUGAACACUUGAAUACUGAAUCGACUGAUGGUAACAUGGUGAAUUCUGUGGGAACGACUUUUCCUGCAAGGUCUAAAGCACAAAAGGGAAAUUCUGUUGAGGAGCUUGAGGAGAUGGAUAGUCAAGAUGCAGGAAUCACUAAUGCAACUGAGCCAAUGGAUCACUCUUGAUAGGUUAAAAUCUAAUAAGGGUAGAAGAAAUUACUGUUCAAAUGUUGUAAUGUUUAUUGGCUGGGCCACACAAAGUGAUUAGUUAUUAAAACUUGUAUGUAUGUCAAAGAUUAUAUCAUCUUAUUCAGUGCAUGAUAAGCGUGUGAUUGGCAAUAGCUUUCAAUAUUACCAUACUGCUGCCCAGGCUGGCUCUUUUACCUGUAAAUUAGUUAUUAGGAAAUGCACUGAGAUGACUAUCUGCUGUAAAUGUGGGUUCUUGAAAAUUCUUUGUCAUUUUUAAUUUCUUAAAAGUCUUAAAAUCCAAGUCCAUGCAAGGUUCUUACCAUGCUAGUUUAAGGUUACUGGAAAGGCUAGAACAGUCAAAACUAGAAAUAUGACCAAGUUAGUCCUGUCCCAGGUACUUAAUUCCACUGAAAAAUACACUGUAAGCAUGAAUCAUACAUAAAUUUAAAAAAGCAACUGAAACUAAACUUCUGCUAAAUUUGAUAAUGCAGCAUAUACAAUAGUUUUAACUACAUUGUGCUGGCACUUCCUCAGAUUUUAAAACUUUUUCUUUCAUUCAGCUCUACAUGCUUAUCAGAAAUCUUGGAGUAAGUGUAACUUAAGGAAGCUCUCUAAUUUCUGCAUAUUGCCAGUUUAAACGAGCUAGAAAAAAAUGGCUACUUUAUAUGAUGAAGUUGAAGUGAAUAUGGUGUGGUUGUGCAUGGCUAUAUGAGCCAACACAAUCAUUUUGGUGGCCUGUUAGCAAGUGAUAGCAUGUUUUUAUUUCCUAGCUGGUCAGAUGUUGCACAAUUGCAAGAAGCAAAUGUUAAAUGGCAAAUGCAUGUCCUUUACAAAACUUUUGAUUAUUGGCAUUGGUUAGUAAUGGGAAAUAUUAAAUAGCAACUGUCUUUUUCAGAGCAAAUUAGCAAUUUAGUUGGAUGGAAGUAACUCUAACAUACAUUAUCCUAAAGUGUUCAGUGAUAAUCGAGCUUUUGGAAGCUCACUGUUUACUCCGUGGAAACAAGGAAUACAUGCUGUUUCAGGUAUAAAGACUACCCACCUCUAUUAGCCUCACUUUAGUUUGUGAUGCAGAUAUCCCUGCAUCGGUGAUAAUAUAGCUUGUAUCCACUUAAUUAGCAUGUUCAUCAGACCUGCAGUGCUAGUUCUUAAAAAGCAUCCACUGGGCUUGUAACCCUAAGGAUAGAACGUCUAUCUGAUACUGCACUUUGCUUCCAAUCUUCAUAGUCAUAUUUAAAUGCACUGUUGUUGCUUCCUCUAAUGGUAAAAUAACAUUAAAUGGAUCAAAGAUGUUAAUACAGCUUCAAAGGAAUUAAGAGCAUUUAAGUAUUGAAGUCUGUGUUUGUGCACAUGUGGGUUUUUACCAGUUCACAAAUGUUGUUUGUAUUGUAUAUGUUUGUAUUCAGGGUAGUCUCCUGACUUUUUACAUUUCUAAUCACUUUAGCAGUUCUAAGCAUUAGUAUGAUAAAAUAUCCCACAGGGGAGUAUUUAUUUUUGUAUGUAAAAAUUGCCCAAAGCAAAUCACUUAAAAGAAUAGCCCCAGUUUUGUCAAAGUAAAUUAAAAUGCCUACAUUUAACUUUUUAUGUAGAGGGAAUAACUACUUCAUGAUUUCUUACGCUACUUAUAUGUAGAAAAUACCAAUCACCUUUUCACAAACAAGUGCAAAUUUUUAAGAUCUCAAAUUGCUCACCUGUAAAUUAGCAGUUAGGAAGCUUGGAAUGUAUGAAGUAAUUUGGCUUACCAGAACUGACCUUGCUGAUGCACUGAUUAACUGACAGGGCUUAUUCAGUGAGAAACAGGAUGCACAUGCAGCAGCUGGAAGCCUGCCAUGACUUCUGAAAACAUUUGGUCUCCCAUGAAUCACUCUAGCUGUCUGAAGGCUACUUCUCUAUAUAGAAACCGUUGAGUAGGGGAUUGUGCUUUGUCACACUGUGUUUAGAAAAGUAUAGCAGUGAUGUGUUCCUUGGAAGGAGUUUUUAAGUCAUGAGAGGCUGAGGGGGAGGAAUCUCCUGGAUCCUUUGCAUUUUAGACAAGAUGACUAUCACUUAGACAUUUGUAACCUUUUGCUUGGAAAAAGAACUCUUCCUUGGCUGAAAAAAAGAUAUGGGUGCUGUAUAUGAAAGAAAUUGAAGUUUGAAAUCAGUUGGGAUAUUUAUUGCACAUCAUCUGUAUUUCAAGAGAAGAUGCUUUCUUCUUUCAUGCCUUUCUGGUAAAACUACAGAAGUUUGUGUGCCUUUUACUGUGUAAAGAAGAUUUGGUUUAAUUUUGAUACACUUUCCAUUUCAUCCGUAAUUCACUUUUUUUCAUAUCUAAAUAGAAAUAGAGACAGAUAAUAGCUCUGUUUGACUCACCCUUAGUGUCAUUUUGGGUCCAUUCAAAUAAUGUAGAUCAGAACUCUCUAGUUCCUACAACUAAGUAGGAAUGGUAAAAUGGUGUCAAAAUUAUAAGAGCUUAUGGUGUGAGUUCCUGUGCUGUAAAGCAGGAUUGUGCAUAUUUCUUUGCAGUGUUCUUAUCUCAUGUAGCUUUCUCAUGCAUUUAAAUAUAGUGUUUUUGAGAAAGAUAGCUUUUGGUACACUCAAGUGAAGUUCAACGUCAUCUACGUGCCAGUGAGAUGUGUAACUGUACAGGAGAAGUGAAAUGAACACUGAAGUUUAAGUUUGAACAGAUGUUUCACCUGAUUGCUAGCAGCGGGUGCAAAUGUAAGUGUGCUUGUCUUAGAGCACACAUAUGCUUGUUAGAUUUCACUGUUAGAAUCAGGAAAAUGCUGGUGGGGUACAAGGGCAGGGAGGAUGACUUGUGGAUGUGAAGCCAUGUCAAUAGGACUUCUCAAAUGGCAUGAGAGUGUUCCUUUCUCAAAAAACCCUAACCCAAACUACUUGCUACUGAAUUGUCUGUGGACAGAAGCUGUGGUUCUAAAUUCUUUUUGAGUACCUGCUAUGAUUACCUUCUUGUCUUGGGGCCAACCACCUUCUACACACUGUCUCACGGCAAAGAAGACUUAAAUUAUUUUAAAAUCCUAAACUGUAAUGUGGCUUAGUAUGUGUAACCUAAAUGAAAGAUGAUUGCUGAAAGUAUAGGACAACUAAAAAAAAGAAAAAAGAGAAUGAACAGACUGCUGAUGAGCAAAUGGGAAAUCCCAGGAGAACAGGUCGAUUUUCCUGGCAAAUUCAAGAUUUUGGCUUAUUUCAGUGGCUUCCUGCUUAGUAAGGCUGACUCUUUGGUACUGCAGUUUCUCUGAAUUGUUUGCAUUUCAGUGAAGCAAAAUAAAUAGCUGCUUUUCAAAUGAAAUUGCAUAAAUAGAUUUGGGAUGUCUUUGGUGUUUGAGUCACAAACCAGCAAUAUAUAUGUUGUUGAGUUUGUGAAUCCCGUGCAGUUUACUAGUCUUCUGAUAGCUACAAAAUGUUAGCUAGAUGUUUCCUCUGACAGAACACUGUAGCGGCAUUGUGGAGGCACAGUGCCACAAGGCUCUAUGCUGGCAACUCUGUACACAUGCAUACCUUCAAGACCAAAAUGCUUAAUUUUCAAUCUUCCAAAAAGUAGACUAUUGUUGCUGUCACAAGGUUAGCAGAGUUGCUUGCUACUCUUUCCAUGCACUGAGAAAUGCCGGGUAAUAAAAUUCAUAGUGUGCUUACAAUUGGGAGAGCAGUGCUUGAUCUGAAAUGUAUGAAAAAGGAAUGAUUUAAGAAGAUGCCACUGUUAUCUCUAUGUUUUUUUGCCUCCCAUUUCCAAAUAGCUGGAUCUACGUACUUUUGUAAAAUAAUAAUGAUAAUAAUAAUACGAGGUUGAUCCUUUUGUUAAAAACAACAGUAAGUGAUUUCUUUGUUUUGCUUGGGGAUAUCAGUUUAGUUUCUUAAAACUGAAGAAGUUGCAUAAGAUCUUUAGAAUGCAGGAUUCCCUCUGAGCCCUUAUGCCUGGGGUUGAGCAAUAAAAGGUUGAAACAAGAGCGGUGUUUUCAGAAUUAUUUACAUUUCAUGAGGAGUAUUGCCAAGGAAGUGUGCACUUUUAGGAGGGAAUGCUAUUUAAAAUGUAUAAAUAAGAAUUAAAAUAGUGUAUAUAUUUAGAAAACAAAUCUUUUUAAACAGUAAGUGCUUUACAUGUUGAAUUAAAAAUAAAUUAGCUUAGAAAUUACCAUCUUCACAGUACUGGCUGUUGUCCAGCACAGUUUGGUUUGUUUUGUGAUUGCUGUACUAAUUAUAUUUGAUUUUUUUUUAUCUGUAAUGUAACAAUAGUGUAUUAUAACAGUAUAUAGUGUACUAUAUUACACUUCACUGUACAGUAUUUGGAAUUUUCUUUGAUUGCUAUAUUAAAACUAUAAGUUAAAACAUCUGCUUUGGUUUUACAAGGUCCAACUUUUAUCUAGCCUUUCACACAUUAGCCUGUUUAAAUAACACCAAUUUGACUACAAAAUGAACGAGUUGUAAUUAUAUUAACUUCUGUGUUCUACAUAUAAAUUGCAUUAUACUUGCAUACAUGAAUACUAAUAUAGAAGUUGAAGAACUGGUAUGAAUAUUAGAAAAGUAAACUCUUGCCUGUUUUUCUUUAGUUAUAUUUCUGUUUGGAAGAAACUUCUUUGAAAGAAAAACUUCAUUAAAAAGGUUGGGUUUUUUUAACUUGUUCUGAAUGUUUCAUUAAUCACAUAGACCUUUGAAUCAGAAAUUUUAAAAAUAGAGAUAUUUUUAUAUAUUAGAGACCGAGACCCGAGACAUGAAGUUGUCACCAAGAAAGUGUAGAAAAAGGCUGACCAAGUGAUAUGUGACCUUUUAGGUAUCUUGCAAUCUGAGGAUUAAAACAUUGAUCGAAAGAUAUUUCAAAGCAAAAUAUUUUGCACGUAUGUAAUAUACAACUAUGAAUAGUAUAUUGUGGAAGAACUAGACUUUUGAAAAUUUGGCACUAUUCAAAGAUGAACAUAUUGACAAGUACUUAAAUUAUUUCUGUGCCUUUUCCACCAGCUAUGUGUAGUAGUUAAUUUCAAAAAUUGCCUGUAAUGGUAACUUUAUGCCUAGAAAAGAAUUCAUAGAAUCCAUCUGCAAAACUCUGUUAUUUCUUUCUGUAUUUAUUGAAAGGCUCUAAUUCAAAGUGUGCUAGCAUUAAAACAUUCUUUAAAAUGA